Molecule: messenger RNA, 4671 nt
Organism: Pseudopipra pipra
Lineage: Eukaryota; Metazoa; Chordata; Aves; Passeriformes; Pipridae
Gene: NIPA2
Product: NIPA magnesium transporter 2
Exons: 7
Coding region: 3241-4326 (361 amino acids)
Biological process (GO): magnesium ion transport
Cellular component (GO): membrane
Molecular function (GO): magnesium ion transmembrane transporter activity
Source: RefSeq, a predicted model, not a curated record
AAUGAGCCUUCUAAAGGCUCAUCACCGAACAUUUGGAUUUUUAUUUUGUUAGGGAGUGUUUCUUUCUGUUUCCUGUAGUUUUAUGCCUGUGGAAAGGAAGAAGUGAACACAUAAUAGCCAGUGUGACACAUAAUAGUCAAUGUUUAUUUAUUAAAGCAACUUGUUGAUUCAACCCCUUUUUCUUCCAUGGAAAGCUUUAUGACUAAAGGGCAUUAAGUAGGUGCUUUAUUCCAAUGUUAGAAACAUAAAACUUUUCAUGGAGCUCUUGUAAAAGAGCAGAAUUUACAAUAAGAUACCACAGAACAGCUCAAAAGAUGUGGAAUGGCUGUACCUGGAGCAACUAUUGUUUUGCCUGAACAGGCCUUUGUUUUAAAAUCUUCUGUGUGAGUCAUGUCUGAAUGAAUUAAAUCCAGGCAGGAAUAAUUUGCUGUACAAGUGCAGGAGGUUAUACUAAUAGAGAAGCUGAAUAUGAGUCAACAGUAAGUGACUUUCUCAGUAAGCCCUUUCUCAGUAGAAAGGGCUAGGAAAACCACCUGUUUUGAGUGUAUAAGAAGAAAUAUAGUUUUCCACUGAUUUGUGGAAGUAAUAACUCAAGCUAAAGUACUGUAUGCAGCUUUGGGAGUUGCAUUUAAAAAAAGCUAUUCGGAAGGAACCCAGAGGGUGACACAGCAGGAGGUGCCAAGCACCUAACUUACAGAGUAAUCCUAAUAUGUGGGUGCAAAGAUAAAGGGACUUGUGUCUUUUCCAAAUCCAGAAUGGACAAACACAGGGGGCUUUGGUAGUGAAAGUGAAGAUCUAGGUGAAGAUCAUUAGAUAGUGAGAAUUCCUAAUGGCAUCAAAGCAUGGCUGCUGUGUUUGUGAAGUUUCUUUUUCAAGUAUUUCUUGGGAGAAGCUUGGCUGACUUAUUUGUGAUGAGAAGCAGCAGUGGAUGAUGCAGUACGUGGCGAUAGGUUGAAGUAAAUGGCCUGUUAAGGUCAUUUUUUGCUUACUUACAUCAUCCUGUUCACAGUUUAAAAGAUCAGGUUUUGAUAAGAAAAAUGUGAAUUCUGGUAUUUAAAUAAUUUAGCAUAUAUUUAGAUUACUUCCUGUAAGUCUUGUAAGACUGUCUACUGAACUCUAGAGGGACUGUGGCCAAGUAAGUAAAGUUGGAACAAUCUACCAUGUCUGCCUUCCCCAAGUCUAAUUCUUGCUUCUGUACAAUGUACAGCUUCUGGAAUUGAUACUAAUUUUCUUUGGCUGAUAUCUCCUACAUACUUACUUAAGCUGACUUGAUUUUGAAUGUAAACUAUUAUUUCAUCUCAUUACACCUCUUUUAGUGUUUCUGCAUAUUUAGAGAACUUGCUUGCUACAAUAAAUGUAACAUCUUUAAGUGCUGUGUUUGUGCUGCUUUUUUGAGGCAAAGAAACAUUACCUUGUAUUUUAGACGAGAGAGUCUGUAUCUUGCCAGCAUUUGUCAUGCUUUUUGGUUACACCUUGAAAACAAGCAAACAAGCUUUGUGGCUAAUCUGGACUUGCUUAUGUUCCGCAGUUUCUUUUUUACAUUCAAAGUUUCUCCGUCUCUCCCUGUCUGUUAACCUUCCAACCCUGUGUAAUCUGCCAUUGCCCUGUUGCAUGCUGAGAGUUAUGAUUCAGGAUACCAGCAGAUCCACAGGUAGUUCAUUAACGAGUGGGUUUUGGAGGCAUCGUAAAUGUUGUAGCUUCUGUGGAUAGGAGAGUCUCAUCCCCUCAUUACUCCUCUGAGAUCAGAGCAGUCAGCUAGUAUUCCUCCAUGACACUGCUGGUCUUGAGUGGAUGAAAUGUUCUUUGUGUUAAAAUCAGCUGUGAACUUGAUUACAGAACCUUUGCAGAACUCCACUACUGCUGGUUUUAUUUAACUCCUACAUUUUCUGGUUUCUCUCCUGUUUAUAACCCAGUAGUGGCCCUGGCUGUUGAGAUGCAGUGGUUUUGCAUGUCCCAAAGCAGAAACAUGAGAGGCAUAUUUCAGAAACUGCUUGUUUCAUGGCAUUUUCUUUUCUUAUUUCCAAAGAUAAUUUUUCUUGAUAAUAUUUUUGAGGAUGCAUUAGUUCUUCUUUACUGAGUCUUAGGGUUAGAAUUAAACUACUGAUUUCCUGAAGUGGAAAGCUUCCGGUGCCUGGUAUUGCUUUGACCUUGCAGCUGUACGUAUCAGUUCUACCUGUGCAAAUUAUAUCUGUGCUGUAUGCAAAGGGAACCAAAUCUCUUCAGAGAGAACUUGGGUUCACCGUGACUAUGUGACAUUUGUCUGCAAUUGUACACAUCUGUAUAAACAGGAGAAAAGUAUGGCAGUCCAGCCCAAGCAGAAAUGGGACUGGCCAUGUCUGUGAGGACAAAUAAACUUGAUGAGAAUAGUUAGCAGUAAUUUACCUGAAUUUAUGUGAUUUAAGUGAUGAAGAUGUGAGUCGUUUACAAGUUUAACAAAGUGGCUGACAGGGCAUCAAAAACUCUUUAGUGUAUUUGGGACAUGGGGUAAAGGAGAACUACUAGUUUUGAAGUGUAGCAUCCUUUUAAAGUAUAAAUUCAUAAAAUUACCUGUUAGCUCACAAGUUUCCUCAUUCUUCUGCAAUCAGAUUCUUUUGCUGCUGCAAAGAAAAGCCGCCUGUGCUUCUCCCUUGUCUCUGAAAUGCAGUGGGUGGAAGAUGUCAGGAUGGGACUAACUGAUGCUCUUUCCCUCUGUUAGUGUAGGUGAAGAUAUGCAAGCCAGGGAGAGAAGAAAAAGGAAAAAAAAGUAUGGAGAAUUCUCUUUUAGUAAAAAGCUAUACUAGUAAAAAUAUUCCCUUUAGUAAUAUAACUAAAGUAGCAACUGUUGAAAAAAGUGGUAGAGUAUAAAAGCUUACCAAAAGCAGCCCCUCCUCCCCCAGGUGAUGCUAUACCAGUGUCACAUUUUGCACCAGCUGGAGCUGGAAGAACAUUCAUAGCUUGAUUACCUGAACUGUGUGCCUUACACCUGCUAGAAAAGAUGGCAGAGAGAACAGUUGCAAAAGCCUGUUGAUGUCUUUUCCUUGCAUUAAAAAAUCCCUUUAUUCUUCAGGGGACUGAAAGUCUUGUUGGAAUUCAAAACCAGGGGAAUGUUUUAUGUGGGAGUUUAUGUGGAAGAAAUGCUGUGACUGUUCUCAAACUCUCUUACAGACUGAUUUUAACGUUUCGGUGUUGCAUCAUUUUGUGUUGAGUAACAGAAGUUCUGCUCCUCAUUGAUCAAUGUGACAGUGUUUAGUAGUUUACGAAAUGAGCCAAACUCGUGGGAGAUAUGACUUCUGUAUUGGUCUGGUGUUGGCUAUGAGUUCCAGCAUUUUCAUUGGAGGAAGUUUCAUCCUGAAAAAGAAAGGUCUCCUCCGGUUAGCCAGGAAAGGCUCCAUGAGAGCAGGUCAAGGUGGUCAUGCAUACCUUAAGGAGUGGCUGUGGUGGGCUGGACUUCUUUCAAUGGGAGCUGGCGAAGUAGCUAACUUUGCUGCCUAUGCUUUUGCACCAGCUACGUUAGUGACUCCUUUAGGAGCUCUCAGUGUUCUUGUAAGUGCCAUUCUGUCAUCCUUCUUUUUAAAUGAAAAACUUAAUUUACAUGGAAAAAUAGGGUGUUUGCUAAGUAUACUGGGAUCAACUGUGAUGGUAAUUCAUGCUCCACAAGAGGAGGAAGUAGAAACUUUGGAUGAAAUGUCCCACAAACUAGGUGAUCCAGGUUUUGUGGUCUUCGCAACACUUGUUGUCAUUGUGUCUUUAAUUUUGAUAUGUGUGGUGGGACCUCGCCAUGGACAGACCAACAUUCUCGUGUACAUAACAAUUUGCUCUGUAAUUGGAGCCUUAUCAGUCUCCUGUGUAAAAGGUUUGGGCAUCGCUAUAAAGGAACUUUUUGCAGGAAAACCAGUGCUGAAACAUCCCUUGUCUUGGAUUCUGCUGCUAAGCCUUACUGUCUGUGUGAGCACGCAGAUCAACUAUUUAAACAGGGCUCUGGAUAUAUUCAACACUUCGAUAGUGACUCCGAUAUAUUAUGUAAUCUUUACAACAUCUGUUUUAACUUGUUCUGCCAUCCUUUUCAAGGAAUGGCAACACAUGGCGGCCGAUGACAUUAUUGGCACCUUCAGUGGCUUCCUGACUAUUAUUGUGGGGAUCUUUUUAUUGCAUGCCUUCAAAGAUGUUAAUUUCACCCUAGCAAAUCUGCCCCUCUCUUUGCGGAAGGAUGAUAGAGCAGCAAAUGGCACUUUGCUGAGCACGUACGACAGCUUUCAUGAUGAUGAAGAAAGUUCUGCCUGUCUAGGUGAAAUGCAGUCCACUGAGAGUCUCUCAGCCAGGAGAAAUGGAAGUCUGUCAGCCUUCUGAAAAUAGCUACGUGUUACUUAAGAAAAGAACAAUUCUGUAACUCUGGAAAUUUUUUUUCUGCUGUGAAAUGUCUGAUCUUGUCUGGAAAUUCAUGUACUUUUUAACAGUAUGUGUAGACAAUCGUUGAUUUUUAAGUUUGAUUAGUUUGGAUAAGAACACUGAAACUGUUUUUAUUUGCCUUAUUUUUACUUUAAAAAAUACUAAAAUGACCUCAGACCACAACUGGUUUUGUUGCUUAAGUUAUGUGUAAAUACUUUCAUUUCAUUCUUCUGUUUUUAAGAUGUAUUGCACUAAUGACAAUUUUAUCAAAAAUAAAUGGCUUUAUUUCUGCAUUGGUGGUAAAAA